Molecule: messenger RNA, 3048 nt
Organism: Myripristis murdjan (pinecone soldierfish)
Lineage: Eukaryota; Metazoa; Chordata; Actinopteri; Holocentriformes; Holocentridae
Gene: palm3
Product: paralemmin 3
Exons: 8
Coding region: 545-1996 (483 amino acids)
Source: RefSeq, a predicted model, not a curated record
AAACAUUUGGCGGCUGCUGCUGCUGCUGUCAGACGAAGGGCUGGCCUCAUGGUAAUGACUGGAGUCAGGUAUCCACCGGCCAGACCCAGUCUAGCCCACCACGGGAACGGGUUCAGACACGAAGCAAGGCGGUCCCGGUGACUCUCCGACACGGUUUCGCUUCGUUUUCUCACGAAUGUCGCCGCUUUUCCCCCUGAAAUCAAACUUUACUGAGCGGUAAAGUUUGAGGAAAAUUUCCCGACGUCGCGCUCAUGUGAAAGCUUCGCGUUUCAGAGCCAGGUCGCCACUCAGGUGUUUUGCUAACGUUACACAGGAGGACUUGUGUUAUUUAUUUAUUUUUUCACCUUAUUUCUUCCUUUCUCGCCACAAAACGCAUCGAACUGGAAGAAAGUUGGCAGUGUUUUUUUUUUUUUUUUUCUUUUUUUUUUUUUGCGCUGUUUUGGUCUAGUUUCGCAGUAGCUCGCUUCAGUUUUCUACUUGGUUUCAUUUUGAAUAUUUCAUUGGACUUGCUGUAUCAAGUGGCCACGUUGAAACAGGUGCCAGUAUGGAUGAAGCAGAGAAGUACCAGCAGAGACUGCAGGCCAUUGCUGAGAAGCGGCGGCUGCAGGAGGAGCAGGACAGAGCCAGAAGAGAGAUGGAGGAUGAGAAGCUGAGACUACAGCAGCUCAAGAGGAAAUCUCUGAGGGAUCAGUGGUUGAUGGAGGGUCCUCCGCUGUCCCCGACCUCCUCAGAUGCCCAGAGUCCCCGCUCACCUCUGUGGGGCUCCCAGGCCCAGGAGAUUGAAAAACACAUUGACAAAUUGCAGACAGAGAGUCAGCGGUUGGCAGAGGAGGAGAAGAAGCUGAAAGAGCAGAUGGAAGAUGGCCAAACGGAAGCAGAAAAUGUGGCAGAGGCUGCAGCUGAGGUUGUUCAAAGUGGUGUUGUUGAAAACGGAGAAGAGAAAACCUCAGGAUCAGAAACAACUGAAGAUGUAGUGAAGGAAAACUCAUCGCUGCAACAGGAUGAAAUGGCUACUGUCCUAACCAAUGGCGGAGGUGAGGUGGAGACAGAGGACAGUCACAGUGCCUUAGAAGAGAAUGUCCCAUCCAGCACCAAUGGACCAGUGGGAUCCCCUGAUGACACUAUUACCAUGACGUUCCCGGGUUGUUCUGAGGCAGAGCCUGAUCAGGUUCCAGAUGUCAAGAUUAAUGAAGAGGAGGAAGGCACUCUGGUGAUGCGAGCAGAACGAGUGAUCAUCACAGAUGAUGGGGAUGAUAUACCUGAGGAUACCAGUCCUCAGGAAGAGCAGCAGGAGGCUGGGGAGUCGGAGAGCUCCCCUCAGCCAAAGCCACAAGUGCCUGAGGAGGCAGGGGAGGCGGCAGAUGAGGUUGUGAAAGCAGAAGUAGCUCCAGACACGUCCAGUGAACCAAAAGGAGGAGAGGAGAGGAGUGAGACUAUUUCACCCACUGCAGAGGCAGAAACAGCAGCUGGAGACACAGACAACACAGAGGGAGAUGUAAAGGCAACUGAAAAUGAGGAUAGAGAGACUAAAACUGAGGGAGAGGAAGAAGAGGAGAAAUUAGAGGCUCCUACCUCUGUGCAGGUGCAGUCUCCAGCCGAUGCUCUAGAGGGCACUACAGUGGCCUCGGUGCCAGUCUAUUCUGAGGCACAGCCCUCCUCUCUCGCCCCAAAUGCAGAGGAUGAGGCUGCGGCUGCACCAGAGGGCGGGGCACCAGAGGGGGCAGAGGCAGCCUUGAUAACCCAGGACCCUGCCACCCUUCCUGGCCAGUUCCAGGAGGUGUCUCUGGCUGAUCCCCAGGAAAACCAGAGGACAGAAGCAGGGCCAAGGGAACAAGAGCCCCUGUUGUCCCAGGCCAAACCCCCCCAGACCCAAGCAGAGCCAGCAGCGGUCAGCAGCCCAGCCAGCACAGAGACUUAUACCCCAACUAGGGCCAACCAAGGUGGGGAGACUGCAGCUCCCAAACAUAAAAGUUGCCAGUGCUGCUCUGUCAUGUGAAUGCCACCUCUGACCCUCUUUUUUUUCCCUCUUUCCCUCUCUGGUCUAUAUCUUUCACUCUGUCUCGUUUUCAUUUUAUAACAUGCUCCUUCUCACUCCCCUUGUUUUGGUCCCAUAACAUUUUUUCACAUCAGCGUGAGCACUCGUUACUCCCCUUUGUCUGUUGCCCUGUUCUCCCCUAUUCGUCUUGAAAUCCCCUUGAAACUCACUGUCGAGCUUUGAUACUCCAGGAAGGAUUGAGCUCUCUCCAAUAUGGUGAAGGGUAGUGAGGAUAUGACAGUGUUCAUGUGCCUUGUGGAGCUCCCUACCCAGGAGUGCAGCUUUAAAUUCCUUCACACAAUGUGGCUUAUAGACCAAAAAUGUGUGCUUUUUUUCAAUCUGGGUGAGCUUGAGUUGAGUUACCUCUUCAGCAAACUAAGUAACCAGCCAGUCGGUCUACUCUUCGCUGUAGUUGUCAUCUAGUAGUAAAUUGUUACUGAAAAACAGGACCAAAGAUGUAUUAUUUGCAGAUCUCUUAUGUAUAAUUAAUUAAUUAAUUAAUCUUUUUGGAAGUCAACUGGAAAACGUGUGAAGAUCCAGAAAAACUGUGAGGAUGGUAUAUUGCUAUUUUAAUGAUUUAGGAGCUGAAUUGUUUUAAUGAUUGUUGUAUUUUGUUAAAGAUAGCUAUUUUUAAUCCAACUACAGGGCCUGAACUUUUUUUAUUUACUCUAUAAUUACCAUGAAUACAGGAGAUCCAUUAACUGAUUGCAUGAAAUGGUCUGCUUUAUAAACAGUAUGGUAUGGACCACAGAAUAUUAUUUUUUGUGGGCUGUUACUUUUAAAAGGGAUUUGUUUUAGAAUAGUUGUAACUGUCAAUUUUGUAUUUUACUAAAUGUACUUUUCAAGAGAGGCUCCUUAGAUUUUGAGAUUGCUUUGUGCAUCGCUGUACAUAUAUCAUAAGUAUCUGGAACUGAGUGGCUGUGUUGUUGUACAGAAACUUCCUUUGUUUUAAGCUUGUCAGUUUUGAAAUGGGCAAGAUGUUUAAUGAUUAAACUGACAUUUGUGAAACAUUG